AAGCUCGUCUUCAGUAGCGCCACCUGCCAGCUAAAGUCUUUAGGAAAGGGUAACUGGAGUCUGGAACAUGUCGUUCUACAGCAGCUGAAAAGCCAAACGAUUGUCUUCCUACUUUACCAGGCUGGAACCCGUUGUAGAGGGUUUCCGGGCGGGACCGAAUUUUCUGGUGCACAGGAUGCAGCGCUCUGUGCUCCUUUUGUCCCGGUUAUAUACCCGGAGAUCUCUGUGGCCCCAAUGGGGAGCUCCUCUUGUGUCACCGUCGCAACUCCCCCGCCCCCCAGGUCUCCCAAGCCCAAACCGGGGGUACAGCAGCAACAGCGGCACCGAGAGUCGGAAAGUGGUAGUAGUUGGGCUGCCUAACCCGGUGAUCUGGGUUCGGAGCAGGAUCUAUUUCUUCCUUAUCAGAGCCUACUUCGACCGGGAGUUUAACAUUGAGGAGUUCACGGAUGGGGCCAAGCAGGCUUUUACAUUGGUUUCCAAGUUGCUGUCUCAAUGUAAAUUUGACGCCUUGCAGAAUCUCAUAAGCAGUGAGCUCCUACAAGAUAUCAAGGAAAAAUGUUCUUCACUUUCUGACAACCACAGAAAUGCUUUGGCAGCACAUUCAGAUGAAAUCAUGUAUACAACCACAGGCGACGUUGCUAUUUAUUAUGAUAAUAAUGGAAAAAAGUUUGUUAGCAUCCUGAUGCGCUUUUGGUACCUGACUUGUGCUGAGCUCCCAGAUGAAAGCUUGGAAGGAACAAAAGUUUUUCAGUUUAUCAUGGGAGAUGAGACGACGAAGAACACAAAACGCCUUCUCACUGCAAACUAUGAGUAAGGACACAAUUGGUUUCGCAGGGAAUUCACUCAGGGAGUUAAACCAGACUGGAUCAUCACUCGUAUUGAGCACUCAAAACUCUUAGAUUAGAAAGACCUGAGCCUGGAGGCUGAAGAAAUGUAUCGUGUCAUAUUCUUGAGUUUUUAUUGAUUAUACCUAUUCAAACUGCCAAAUACAUUUAAUUUCCUUGUGAAUAUUGGGACUCAAUAGGAAAUACUCACGAGAAUGGCAAGUCACUGCCUUCUAUAGAAAACAACUACCGGUAGGUUCAUUAGUUACAUUAGUUUAAGUGCUGGUUUACUGGUUUUCACAGGUGCUCAGAUUGUUCCCAGAGAAUAUUUGAGGGUGGCAGCUAAUGCAGCAUGGAUAUAAAAUUGCCAGUGCUAUGGAAACUCUCUUUUGGAUUUUGUUUUUUAACCUGUUCAUCUAAGGUCUAAUGUAAUUACAGAAAAUAUUGUAAUGUAGCUAAGCAUUGCUUUGAGCUUUGUAAGAAAUCUGAACAUCGCUAAAUGCAAUUAUAAACCAUACAGUAGAAUAUUAAAUAUAUUGUAAAAAGAAUAGAAUUAUGAAUUGGAAUAAAACAUGCUUUCUCUA
Molecule: messenger RNA, 1408 nt
Organism: Xenopus laevis (African clawed frog)
Lineage: Eukaryota; Metazoa; Chordata; Amphibia; Anura; Pipidae
Gene: maip1.S
Product: matrix AAA peptidase interacting protein 1 S homeolog
Exons: 5
Coding region: 176-814 (212 amino acids)
Biological process (GO): protein insertion into mitochondrial inner membrane from matrix
Cellular component (GO): mitochondrial inner membrane
Molecular function (GO): ribosome binding
Source: RefSeq, a predicted model, not a curated record